Molecule: messenger RNA, 2287 nt
Organism: Neurospora crassa OR74A
Lineage: Eukaryota; Fungi; Ascomycota; Sordariomycetes; Sordariales; Sordariaceae
Exons: 3
Coding region: 239-1834 (531 amino acids)
Biological process (GO): ribosomal small subunit biogenesis; ribosomal large subunit biogenesis
Cellular component (GO): nucleolus
Molecular function (GO): DNA binding; RNA binding
Source: RefSeq, a predicted model, not a curated record
CGCUCGACCACAGCCGACCCGCCCUCCACUGUCUCAAUUUUUCCAUCUGGGUUUCGUUUCGAUACCUCGACAUACUACCUCGACCAUUAUUCCGCCCGCUCGACAUCACUCACAACCCCAUCACAGCGAAAUCCCGGAUUCGACUUUCUUUGUCGCCUCAAUCACCUAGGUCUCUCUAUUUUAGCGACUGGCAAUCAACCAGGUCGACUCGUACAAGCGAAAACCAGCGUGUGCAAAGAUGGCGGAUACCGAUUUGCAGGAGCGCCUGCGUUCUCACGCUCAGGCCUUUGACGGUCUACUGUCGCUGAUCCCAGCCAAGAUGUACUACGGCGAGGACAAUAGUGAUCAGUGGAAGAAGAAGAAGCAAACCAAGGAGCAGGCAAAAGCUGCUAAGCGGGGGAAGCUCGAUCCCGACAGUGAACUCAACCGCAACGCCAAGGAGGUCAUGGAGGAGCGCGCCCGCAACAAGCGCAAGCUCCAGGAAAUGGAGGAGAGCAGCACUGAAGACAGCGACAUCGACGUCGAAAUCCCUGGUGUUGAGAAGGAGAAGCCUCUUGAAGGACUGAAGAAGAGGGUCGUCAAAGACGACGCCGAGACAGAAGAGUCUGCGCCUAAAAAGCAGAAGCUUUCCGAGGAGGAGGAGGAGGUGGUGGAGGAGGAGGCCGUCCCCGCUGAGAAGCCCUUGAGCAAGAAGGAGCAAGAAAAGGAGGCCAAGCGUCUCGCAAAGCUGGCCAAGCAGGAGAAGAAGAAGGCCAAGCUCGAGGCGAAACUAGGCAAGGGUGGAAAGACGGAAAAGAAGGACGACACCGCCGAAGAAGCCAAGCCUUCUACCGAAGCUAACGAGGACGACGAGAACGACGAUAUGGCUCCCAUUGAUGUGUCUGGUCUCGUAACAAAGGAGGAUGAGGGCGAGUCCCAGGAAUCCGCUCAAUCUUCUGUUUUCGACAGUCGCGACAAGGCCGGUUCCGCCGAGCCUGCCAGCGCCAACACCUCGAUCUCUUCCGCCGUUCCCCCAUCGGAUAAGCCCAAGUUCAAGCUUCCCGCCGAUACCACGGUUCUCCGCGAGCGUCUCGCCGCCAAGAUUGAGCAACUCCGUGCCGCUCGCAAGGUUGAGAAGGACGACGAGGGUAAGCCCAUUCGCACUAGGCAGGAACUCAUCGAGAUGCGCCGCGAGAAGGAGGCCAAGCGCAAGGCCCACAAGCGCGAGCAGAGACAGAAGCAGAAGGAGGAGGAGGAUCGGAAGCGGUCAGAGGCUAUUGCCAGCUCGCGCAACUCUCCCCUAAGCAUGCUCAGCCCCAAGGACGAUGUUGAAACCAACUUUGCUUUCGGACGUCUCGCCUUCUCUGAUGGUGUUCAGCUUUCUCGUGACGCCGCCUUUGUCAAGUCCGACGGAACCAAGAAGAAGGGCCCCACGGACGCCAAGUCCAAGCUUGCCAAGCUUGAGGCGCAGAAGAAGCGCCUCGAGGCCUUGCCUGAAGAUAAGCGCAAGGAAGUCCUUGAGAAGGAGACGUGGCUCGCUGCUCGCAAGCGUGCCGAGGGCGAGAAGGUUCACGACGACGAGCACCUGCUCAAGAAGGCUGUCAAGCGCAAGGAGAAGGCAAAGAGCAAGAGCGCCAAUGAGUGGAGAGAGCGCAAGGAGGGCGUCGCCAAGGCCCAGUACGAUAGGUCAAAGAAGCGCGAGGAGAACAUCAAGAAGAAGCAGGACGAGAAGAAGGCCCGCAAGAUGGGCAUCAAGGUCAAGAGCGGCAAGGGCGGUAAGGGUGGAGGAAAAGGUGCUUCCAAGGGUAAGAGCAGGCCUGGAUUCGAGGGCGGAUUCGGUGGUAAGAAGAAAUAAGCGUCGGAUAAGGUGUUCAGCAAGGGGUGUUUUGUCUUUUUGGAGAGAGAUGUUGAUACCACUGCUGCUGCAUAGCGGCAGAUGCUCGGGAGGCUGGCAUAUCCUUUUCCCAUUCUUCUGCCUUGUCGCUACGUACAUAUUUCUUGCUGGAAGGGGGUAACAGGUGGUGUUUUUGGCGUUUGUUUUUUUUCCUCAUGGUUUUUCGUUUCUUUUUUCUUUGCACGGUCGGAAUGGAAAAAGAGAUUAUAUCACACGUACAUAUCACAACUGGACCAGAUCACGACAAGCGGUUAACAUGGUACGAGGCUGGGCAAGCCUUGUCUUUUGUUCUUUUAUACUUAGCUAGCUUUUAGUAGUGGUGGCGAAGGGAGGAGGUAGGGGCUGGAGGUCCCCCUUCUUCUUCAGCGAGGCAGCAUCUUCAGGGAGUUAAAAAGUGAUUAUCAGCUCACCGAG